UUCCUGAGGGAAGAGGAAUCAGGAGCCGUCGCCGACGGACGUUUCAGCUCAGCUGUCUUCUGCCUGCAACCUCCUCGACUACGUUUGGUCACACCUUUUGCACGCACUCAUCUUGACAGGAGUUGGUGAAUUUGAUUCAAUGGCUUCCCGAUUUGCAUUACUAGAUAACGACGUCGAUCUUGAUGAACGUUUGGGGAAGAAGAAGGUUGAAAAAGCAAGGCCGAAGACAGACGACAACUCAAGAAAAACCCAAAACAAAAACUCCAACAAUAGCAGUAAGAAGAAAAAGAGUGGCACAGAUGGCCCUAGUCUGCAAGACUUGGCCUUUGGUACUGCAAAAGGAAAAAAAAAAACAGGGUUCAAUACAGUUCAAGUAGAUGAUGAUUGGCAAAGAAGAGAUACAGAGUUUGUACGAGAUGAAAAUGAACGUGCAUUACGAGAAGCAAUAUUGUUGUCAAAACUAGACUAUGAAGAAAAGAAAAAUUUUUAUGCUGAAAUGAAAAAAGAAGAUAGUGAGCAGAAAGGGGGAAAAGUUAAAAAGAAGAAGGACAAACCUAUGCCAAUGUCAUUAGAGCAGUUUAACAACUUGAAUCUAAAUCAGAAAACCAAACGAAAGGAAAGUAGUUCUCCUGAAAAAAAUAGCGAAGAAACAGUGCUGGAAAAUCAAAAGUUUUUUGAUAAUGUAGAAGCAGUAGCUAAAAAAACAUUAGAAAGGGAGGAGAGACAUGAAAACUACAAAGCUACAGCAGAGCAGUAUAGUAAAGAAGCACUGGUGACCCAGUAUGAAGAGCAGUUGGAAAAACAAGAAUUUGAAAUUCAGGCCCUGAGACUUGAAGUGGAUAGUCUUAAAAAUGACCUAAAAUUAGUCAAAAGUAGGAACAAAAAGUUGUGUGAGGUUAUAUGUUCAGCUGAAAUGAAAUCGAAAGCUGAACUUGUUGUAGAACUAGAUAAAAUGUCCAAGGUUCGAGAUGAGUUAACACAAGAAGUUUCAAAUCUUUCUGCCCAGUUAGAGCAAGAGCGAUCAAAGGUUAAUCAGCUUACCCUUGAUCUAAAAAAAACACAGGGCAAGAAAAAGCAAACUGGAGAAGCUAGUAGCAAAGACUAAUUGAUAUGUUUAUAUCUGUUGAAGCAGGUUUUUCCAAUUCUUUUUUACUGUUUAUAAAUAUAUUAUAGAGUCAUAAAUAGAA
This is a messenger RNA of Macrobrachium nipponense, 1187 nucleotides long. RefSeq names its product G kinase-anchoring protein 1-like. The record is from RefSeq and is a predicted model, not a curated record. The transcript has 8 exons. Gene Ontology annotation, cellular component: Golgi apparatus. The coding region runs from base 140 to 1105 and encodes 321 amino acids. Gene Ontology annotation, biological process: signal transduction. NCBI's taxonomy places the organism in Eukaryota, Metazoa, Arthropoda, Malacostraca, Decapoda, Palaemonidae.